CCCAAACGAUAGGUGGCAGCACGGCGAGAUGACAAGUGACGCGACAACAACAAUAAAUGGGAAACGACGAAUUAGCAAAACAAGCUAUGCGAGGUUAUUUUCUAGUGACUGGCUGGCGUUCCAACAUGCACAGUUUGGUGGUCCAAGCUCUUGCCAUGAGGCAGCUAGGAAGGCUGAACCCGCGCCAUCUACUGGCUGCUGGUUAUGGACCGGCACAGACUGAAUGGUGUCCCAGGACCAUCCAUACACGCCAGCUGUGGGGCUGCUCCGCCUACCCCACACUGGGCGGCCACCGGCCAGCUCUCUGCAGCAGGGAUGCCAUCAGGAGUCUGUCGGUCCAUCAGCUGAGGUUCAAAAGCAACAGGAAGAAAGGUGCUGCUAAGCCAACGGAUGAAGAGGAAGAGGAAGAAAAAGACCUUGAGAGCAGCGAUUCUGAGGAUGAGGUGGAUGAGGACCCAAAUGUUCCAAAAGACUAUAAAGACAUUGAGAAAUAUGUGCAGUCCUUUCGUUAUGAUGUCAUUUUAAGAGCUGGCUUGGACAUGGCGCGCAAUAAAAUUGAAGAUAGCUUCUACAGCAACAAGCUCAGACUAAAUGGACAAAAGCUUAUCAAGAAAAGUAAAACGGUGAGAGUUGGGGACACUUUGGACCUGGUGAUGUCAGAGAACCAAGAUACCAACACUGUUACUUUCAUGAGAGUUGUCCUGAAAAAGGUUUUGGGUGAAUCCAGUAAUGCAGAAAAGUACAAAGUUUCUAUAAGGCGCUGGAAGUUAAUAGCGCUUCCCAAGGAUGAGGCCUUUAAGCCUUGAAGUCAAAUAUGACCGUUCUGACUGCAAUACCGUUGGCCAGUUAAGGCACGACAAGGACAAAACGGGUAGAGGCAACUGAGAUGAUGAACUCUUCUGGUUUCUAGACAUGAAAAAAAAAUGACGACUUUGCAUUUUCCUGCAAACCAAUAAAUGUGCACUUUGAUGAA
Molecule: messenger RNA, 973 nt
Organism: Phyllopteryx taeniolatus (common seadragon)
Lineage: Eukaryota; Metazoa; Chordata; Actinopteri; Syngnathiformes; Syngnathidae
Gene: mtres1
Product: mitochondrial transcription rescue factor 1
Exons: 4
Coding region: 57-806 (249 amino acids)
Source: RefSeq, a predicted model, not a curated record